AAACUUUCUAUUAGUGAAUUAGAUACUUUUAUAGAAAAAUUAAAACGUAAAAAAAAUAUUAAUGAUUUAGGCAUUGAGGAUAUGCAAAAUUUGGUUGGUUACUUAGAUAUUAUUUUAGAUGAAAAAUCAAAUAUUUCUGAAAAUGGUAAUAUUUAUUUAAAAAUUUAUGCGUCUGGAAUAUUACAAAAUGGUAAAAUUAUAUAUGCUAUUAAUAAAUUUUAUGGACGUCUAAGAUUUAGUGAUAUUGCUAUUGUAAUGGAAAAUGCAGAUUAUUUAACAGAUAAUGGAAUAUGCUAUAGAAAA
Funneliformis mosseae is the source of this 303-nucleotide messenger RNA. The record is from the annotation of a GenBank genome assembly. NCBI's taxonomy places the organism in Eukaryota, Fungi, Glomeromycota, Glomeromycetes, Glomerales, Glomeraceae.